CCGGCCCGGGCGGCAGGGGCAGAUCGCACCGUACACACAACAGCGGCAUUUCGGGCCUCGUUUCUGACGCCGGCUCUUGGUGCGGGCUCAGCGGGCAGACGGCGCCACAACGACCGGGGCGCUCAGGACCCCCCUCGCUCACAGUCAGCACCUCGGAAUCAUCGCACGGCCAACGAGCUGCUCGGCACCUGGCACCGGUACCGCAGUCCACCCACCAUCACCCACCAUCACCCACCAUCACCCACCAUCACCCACCAUCACCCACCACCACCCACCAGUGCUGUCAUCGUGUGCGUGAUUCCAGAUGACAGCAGUCACACGACAAGAGGUGCUGGGCCUUUACCGCAAGAUAUUCCGGAUAGCCAAGAAAUGGCAGUCGGCAUCAGGACAGGUGGAACAAACUGCUGCAGAGAGGGAGUACAUUAUAAAAGAAGCCAAAACGUUGUUCCGAAAAAACAAAGAUGUGACAGAUCCGAAGCUGAUUAAGCAGUGCAUAGAAGAAUGUGAGGCAAGAAUAGAAAUUGGACUUCACUACAACAUCCCCUACCCGAGACCCAUCCAUCUGCCUCCCUUGGGCCUUGCCCAGAAACAAGGCCGUACGUUCCGACAUCAGGAAAAGCUGAGGAAGAUUUCUAAGCCAAUAUACCUGAAAUCCCAUGAUGAAAUUUCAUAACCCAUCGUUUCAGCUGUGAUGUGCUGGGACUGCAGUGCAGGUGGUUUGUGCGCACAGCUGUGAAUGAAGCUGUUCUGGUCACUUGCUACCACGUCACCUGGGGCCUCGCCAGAAAACUACGGAUGUGAUGCACGCCAUGGCCAGGGCUGGGCUGGUAUUAGUGACAGUUCAGCCACUGACUGAUCAAUAAAAGUGGCCCUUGGCAAGGAGUGAGGUUUGAUACUUUGACAUCAGGACAAAUUACAACAGUUUUUCAAAUCCUCUUAAUCUAUAGAAGGGCUCUUCCAUGGUUUGAGGACGAUAUAUGCUCAGUUAUGAUUCAGGGAAGGAAAAAGAAAAAUGCUGCACAAAGAAGCUAGUCUAACAAUGAGAGAAAUAUCAAAAAAUAGAAAUGUCAAAUCCUUUAGGGUGGAUUAAAAAAAACACUUUGUUUUAAUGUACGUACUGAAUUUCAGCUAAUUUUAAUCAUAUUAAAAGUAGAAACCAUCCCCGUUAGUUUCAUUAAAACUAAGAAAAGUG
This is a messenger RNA of Coturnix japonica (Japanese quail), 1192 nucleotides long. RefSeq names its product LYR motif containing 1 (gene LYRM1). The record is from RefSeq and is a predicted model, not a curated record. Gene Ontology annotation, cellular component: mitochondrion. Lineage: Eukaryota; Metazoa; Chordata; Aves; Galliformes; Phasianidae.